CAACCAUCAAAUUUAGCCCAUCUGUCCAGAUAUCGAGCAUUGCGAUUACUCACGUUGUUGAGGUUGCUGCCAUUCUUGGUCUGCUGCCAAACUCGUGCACUACUACCUUAGCGGUUCACUCUAGCGUUCGAAUAGAUCACUCUCUCGAAUGCCAGAGCUGGAAUCCAAGCGCCAGGUCGAAUGGAAAUGGGUUCGCCCUCCGAAUGGCUCAUUUCUGUAUAAGGACAAGUCUCCCCGUGGCUAUCGACCGCUUAACCGUCAUAUCUGGGGCCAUAGCCUCGAUGACUUUUUUUGGAUUUCUCGUGAUCCAGUGGUGCCUCUCAUGACAAUCUGGUCGCGAAGCAUGAUACGGGAACUCGGAGAGAACUACGAUGAUAACGAGAACAAGAGGGAGCCUCCUCCGAGAAAAAGGAAACCUUGGCCCCUUCUUAAACUUCCUAAAAGAAUGAAGGCAGAGAGUAGGAAAUAUGGUUUCGGAGUCGUCGAUCCGGGAUCAGAUGUCGACAGUGACGAUGAGUUCAAGUGCCAUACGGUCCUUAUCGAUGUUGACUCCGACAACGACGAGAAAACUCGGUUACUUUCUAACAGAGAUGCCUUUCAGAAACUUCUUGAGAAGGGAUUUGGCAAGGACUGGCCACCGGGUCGAAGAGAACUCGUUCACGAGGCUUUAAGCAAGCGGAAGAUUUCUGUACAUGAUGGGCCAAAGCUUAUUGUUUUCAAGGACUUAUCUAUGUUGUCCGCUACAAUACACGGAGACCGAAGUUCAUCGAAGACAGAAAAGGAAAGUCGACGACAUGGUUUGCUGAUCCUAAUAUGCCGUGCAUAUUCAGCGAAUCCCUCAUACGUAUAGGGGUCGUUGUCUCAGAUCAAAAUUCUUUGCAGGAGGGU
Messenger RNA from Cantharellus anzutake, 888 nucleotides. RefSeq lists its product as uncharacterized. The transcript has 5 exons. Lineage: Eukaryota; Fungi; Basidiomycota; Agaricomycetes; Cantharellales; Hydnaceae. Bases 149 to 850 code for a protein of 233 amino acids. The record is from RefSeq and is a predicted model, not a curated record.